Anguilla rostrata (American eel) is the source of this 2425-nucleotide messenger RNA. RefSeq names its product C-type lectin domain family 4 member G-like. Gene Ontology annotation, molecular function: transmembrane signaling receptor activity. The record is from RefSeq and is a predicted model, not a curated record. NCBI's taxonomy places the organism in Eukaryota, Metazoa, Chordata, Actinopteri, Anguilliformes, Anguillidae. Gene Ontology annotation, cellular component: plasma membrane. Bases 187 to 1206 code for a protein of 339 amino acids. The transcript is spliced from 6 exons.
CACUAUUGAUACAUUUCUCGGUGUGUGUGAAUUUCACGCAGAAACAGAUGGAUAAACGGAAGCCUGAUUUGUCAAUGCCAGUUCCUCUUCAGCUAAAAUACGGCAAAUCACAUUGACACGACGCAAUAGACGUUUAAAAAGAUCCAGGCGGACCGUUAGUAGCGCACUCUUCAUAACGGUACAGAAAUGGCUGCGUCUACAACGUCCAUUUCCGAGGGCACAUACGCAAGUCUGAACUCCCCAGACCUUAACGUGUACAGCACAGUGGGGGCGACCUCACACAGCAGCUCAGGAGCAAAGAGCACAGUGAAAAGCGGGAAAAGCUCACAUCUCCUCAGACUGGCUGCAGUGGGUCUGGGGCUGCUAUGUGCCAUCUUACUGACGGCCACCAUAGCCCUGUGUGUCCUCUAUGCGAGAGGCCUGGAGAGGCUCAACGCCCGGAAAUGCACUUGGAUGGAUUACAAAGAGCAAUUACAGAGAGACUACAACAGCCUAUCUAAUGAGAAGGACCGGCUACAGGAAGACUGCACCAGGCUAUCUAAUGAGAAAUACGAGCUACAGGAAGACUGCACCAGGCUAUCUAAUGAGAAAUACGAACUACAGGAAGACUGCACCAGGCUAUCUGAUAAGGAAUACCAGCUACGGAGAGACUACUACAGCCUAUAUAGAAGGAAAAAUCAGCUGCAGACAGACUACAACAGCCUAUCUAAUAAGAAAGACCAGCUACAGAGAGACUAUGACAGACUAUCGAGACUAUACCAGCUACAGAAAGACUGCACCAGCCUGAAGGGACAAUGCAUCACCUGUCCAGGGGACUGGAAGCAGUUUUCCUCCAAGUGUUACUUCUUCUCUACACUCAGGAAGAGCUGGGAGGACAGUCUCCAAGACUGCAAACUUCAGGGAGCUGACCUGGUGAUUAUAAAGAGUCAAGAAGAACAGAUAACAUUCUGUGUCUGUGUUCAGGAGUUUAUCAACCAACAUGCAAAAGGAGGCCAUCACUGGAUUGGUCUAAAAGACUCUAAAGACAGAACCUUUGAAUGGGUGGACGGAACCUUGCUGCAGCAAGCAUUCUGGAAGGCUGGAUCUCCAGAUGAGAACAGGAGAGCGCGCUGUGUGCUCACCGGCCCUGGCGAGGAGUUAUGGGCCGACGCGCCGUGCGAUUUCACCUGGAUGUGGAUCUGCGAGGCCGACGCCUCCUGCGUCUGAAACGAGAAACCGUGUCAAAAUGAUUUUGAACAGAGAAUCAACUGCUAUCACGAUGCUGUCACUGCUAUUGCCGUUACAAUCUCUAUAUAUUUUACCGAGCUGAUUGUCUGAGCUAAAAUGACAAAUAGUGAAUACAGUGGAAGGAUAAUGAAUCUACCCAUUGCUCAGUUUUUUAAAAUUAUUUAUAAAAGCGGUUAGUCUUGUUUAAAUUCCAUCAUUGAAAGUGUGUGCUACUGGUCCGUCUCACAGUCAUUAAAAAGGAGUCUCUUUUUCCAGUGGGCAUUCAAGCUCUCUGAUCACCGUGGUAAUGACAGAAUGCCAGAUGACUUUUCAGGAAGUGGAAGAGGGAAGGGAAACAGGAAGUACUGGGUCACUCCCACAGCACAGUCUUAUACGCUGGCAUCUAAUCUAAUUGUGCCUGUAUUUAUACUUUCCAAUUGUCUAUUUCUUGCAUCAACAGUGAAUCACAACUUCCACUGAAGCUUACACAGAGCCUUUAUUUAACAUCUCUUUUACAUAAAAAAACAAACUCUUUAUUUGACAUACAUGUUUCUACAACCUACAUGAAGGUAUUUUGAAGGUCUUGUGUGAGGUGCUAUUUAAGGUAUUAGAACUGACACCAAAUCUGCACCUUAUAUCAAAAGAUUCAUAAAAUUUUGAAUAAAAAUUAAACCAAAUAAUAACAAUUUUUCUCAUUUCCACCCCACUCAAACUAAGGCCAGGCCCUUUGGUAGAUUAAUGAUUCUCUUUACCAAUGUCCAGAGAUUAUCUCAGGCAUAAUUUACGCUUUGAAAAUACAAAAAUUCCAAAACAUAAUGUAUCCAAUGUGUGCCUCACUGAGAUGCUGUGUGGUGUCACAAAUGAAAAUCAUUGUCCUCUUUUUUUCAAACCACAGUGAUUUCUCUAACUAUUUAUCAAAAGGAAUUGAUAAAUUUGAACAAUGUUCAACAAUAAAUUGCUGUCAGUUUUAUAAUAAUAAUAAUAAUAAUAAUAUACAAUAAAACAUAAAAAAUGGUUAUAAAACAAUAUAUGAUAUAAUAUACUCACUACACAUUUUAUAUAUAGUAGCCUACCAUGAAUUUUAUUUUUAUCUUGUUUUGGAGAUGCAAGAGAAUAAUGUCAGUAAACUCUGUAACUGAAAAUAGAAAUGCACAAGAACAGUUCUGAUAUAAAAAAAAAAUGUAAUUAAUGAAUUAAUAAUAAAUAAAAAAUAUACACA